This is a messenger RNA of Magallana angulata, 3408 nucleotides long. RefSeq names its product protein PIF-like. Lineage: Eukaryota; Metazoa; Mollusca; Bivalvia; Ostreida; Ostreidae. The coding region runs from base 1 to 3297 and encodes 1098 amino acids. The transcript is spliced from 10 exons. The record is from RefSeq and is a predicted model, not a curated record.
AUGUAUAAAUACAAUGAAGAUUGUGACCUUGUCGAUGUUGUUGUCAUCCUUCCUGGGUCUAAUGCCGUCACGGACUCUGAGUUCAACGACCUGAAAAGAACUGUGUUGCUCUUGAUUCGUGGGAUGGCGAUAUCUGAGUCUAAAACCAGGCUAGCGACAGUCAGCUAUGGAUCAGUGGUCGGCUCAUCGUCGACCUAUCUAUUGGGAGACCGGAUGAUUUUGGGUAGUUCUGUGAUGAGUAUGACAAAGGUUGGCGGAUCAAACGAUGUCGGGAGGGGCAUUGAGAUGGGAAGAUUACUACUAAACAACAAUAAACGUUACGAAGUACCUAGAAUUUCUGUUGUAAUAUAUAAAAACGUGAGCAUGCCAGCGAUGAUAGAGGCCCAACAACAUGCAGAUAAAAUGGUCGAUGACGGUAUUAGAGUUAUAUCCAUCGGGAUCGGUUCAAGUGUACUAAGCCAUUUAGCCUUGAGUCAAGAGUUGGCCUACAACUUCACUUCAACGAAGAAGUUGCUCAGUUCUUUCCGAGAAAUUCCAAAGUAUAUUUGCAAAGCCAUCCAAACACCAAAUCAGCAAUCAGAGGUGGCAUUAUCUUCUACUACCAUGUCGUCUAUAGAUGAAAAGCAAACUACCAAAGAUUACAAAGAAAUUCCUGAAAUAUGUAAAAGAGCGAAGUGGGUGAAUGGUGUUGGUUACGCUGCAGUAGAAGGGGACUUACGAGCGUUUGCAAUGUGCUUCAAAGGGCUUCAUAACGUGAUGAAGGUGUCAUACAAGGAGUGUCCUCAAGGUCAGCACUGGAGCAAAGAAGAAGUUACUUGUGUUCGGAUUACUAGAGUAGAAACCCCCCAAGAGGUUACCUCUCUCUGUCAGCUGAUGCCUGUAUAUGGUUCACCAAACAAAUUUAAACAACGUACAGGGUUUGGCUCGUUGAAAGAGUUUGAGUGUCCGGCUGGAACAGUAUUCAAUAACGAAACGUGUGGAUGUUCCACCUUUAACAUCUCUGAAUACAUGGCAAAGCAGCAGCAAGAGUCCAACACAUGUACACCAGAGCUUUACUUGCCAUUUUGUGGUGAUUUAAACGAUUUUUCCGGCAAAAAUACAUAUAUACAAGAAAUUGGUCACGUUAGACUUCGAGAGGGAAAGGCAUAUUUUGACGGAAAGUCUUAUCUUUUUAUUCCAAGAUUCACUGGGAUAAAAUACGGCGAUACAGUUGUCAUUAAACUUAAAUAUUUAGCUAAAGAUGAGGAAAAAUACGUAAAUAUUGAAGAUAAAUCGCCGUCGCUUACACAAUUUUCCCUGAUUUCAAAUGGCAUUUGCCAUGGAAAGAGAUGUGAGACUCCAUCUUCAAUAUCCAUAGGUGGCAAAAAAGGAGCAACGAUAUUUAAUGUCGUUAGUGCUGGCGACACCUCUGCAUCUUAUUACAUUGUAUCAGAACACAUUAGGCACAAAAGACAGGUUUCGGAAGAUGGUGGUAUGCAAGUGGAACUGGUUCAAAUUCACCAGGAACCAAUGGCUGCUAGCGCGAUUUACCAAGAAAACAAUUUGUCUUCAGAUGAACCAAUUGGUAUAGAAGACAGUGAAGAAAUUCGAGACGAUGAACCACAGAUAUAUGAUAUAGAAAUUCCAGAUCGUAUUCCAGUUUCAAAUUCUGGUGCAGAACAGCAAUUUGAAGCUUUUCAAUUUCAGCCAAGUCUUAAAAGCUUUGUGACUGAUACAACCGAUAAUGAUUAUGAUAUAAUUUUAGAACCUAACGAUAUAAUCAAUAUUCAAAUUCCCACAACAGCGGUCCCAAAACCUUUUACCGAAAAAAGUAUCAAAUUUGAGAGCAAAAUACAGUUGGAAAAUACAGAAACUGGCACCAAAAAGGACGAACUUGAGGAAACAGACGAAAGUAAAGUAACAGACAACGAGGAUAAUACAACCGAGAAUUUCGACAUCAUAUUUAAUAGUUCAGACACUAACGAUAUAAGAGAAUUGAUUCAUGAAAUUAAAGGAUCGAUUCUGAAGGAAGAAUCUGACUCGAAUACAAGCAAGUAUGUUGCAGUGGACGACAGUGACAUGCAAGAUAUUCAAGAAAAUGUCAACUAUGAUAUACUUAUCGGUAAUUCUGAAGAAGGUAUUGGUGAGUUAUUGAGUAAUAUUUUAAAGGGAAAUAAUAAGCAUAAAGAUCAGGAUUACAUAAAAAUAGGAAAAUCUUUUUCUUCUGAAAUGAACGUAGGUAACAGAGACAAUAGCACGGACUCGGAGGAAAUCGACACAUCAGUUAAUGACCUCAAUAACAAUCCUGAAGAUCUUUUUUCAGAUGAAAUAACCUUUGAAAAUGAUGCAACCAUUGAAACUGAUCUCGGACUCGAUCUCCCGAGCAAAGUAAGCACGAACAGAUUGGAAGUCAGAGAUUUUGACUUGAUAUUAAAUGAUACUUCAUCUUUUAAUCUCAAAAUGAUUGAUGCAAGCGAGGAAGAAGAGGAUGAUGUAAACGAAAAUAAAAUAACGUCUUUAGAGGUGAAUGAAUAUAAUACCUCAACAGAAAACAAUAACAAUGUGACAUCCUUGAAAGUAGAUGAGUACGAUAAUUCAGAGGAGGAGAGAUACAAUGUAACGUCAUUAGGGGUAGAUGAAUAUGAUACUUCAACAGAAAAAAGAGAUAAUGUAACAGCAUUAGAGGUAGAUGAAGAUGAUUCAUCGACAGAAAAAAAUAACGAUGCGACAUUAUUGGACGUAGAUGAAUACGAUGAUUCAGAGGAGGAGAAUGACAAUAUAACGUCAUUAGUGGUAGAUGAAUACGAUACAUCAACAGAAACAACGGACAAUGUCACAUCCUUGGAAGUAGAUGAAUAUGAUACUUCAACGGAAAUUAGAGACAGUGUGAAAUUGUUAGAAAAUGGCAAUAAUACUGAAACAGCAACUCCAAAAGACGACUCAUCUAUAAACUCAGAAACUGAGACUAAAAAAAAAGGUAUUUGGAGAUCAGUGAUUUUAAAAAUCAAAGACGGCGUCAUUCAAGCUUCAGUUGACGGAAGGAAAGAAGAUGAAAGAUAUUUCUCAGGACAAAUAAGGACUACACAAACGGGGUUUUACAUAGGAACCGGAACUGGUGGUCAAAACUUCAAAGGUUAUAUAGACGAGGUGUAUAUCUACUUUUGUGAUCCUGAUGAAGAAACACUAGACGAAAAAUACCGAAAGUUAUUGAAGGAAAGGCGAUUUCGUGAAUUAACGGACAGGAAACAAAAUUCAAGAUAUUCAGCUUGUGAUUUUGUUAAUCCUAGAGCACAUGAAUGGUUACAAACCAGAAAGUAACCUGUAUAAGACUCUAUUCUAAUGACUGGAAUAUAUUUUGUGAAUAUAUUUUGUUGCUUUUAAAUAAAUCCAAAUCCUCUGUUUUACAACAAAAAUAUACUGGUUUUCCCA